AUGACAUAUUUAAUUAAUGAUAUCAUCAACAAGGGCAAUGAGGAUGCAGAUUGCAAUACUAGUAUUGGUAGUGAUGAGUCUGAAGCAGAGGUUUGUAGUGAUGAGGAUGAUGAAGAUGAGACCACUGAUGAGAGCAAAGAUGAGGCUAUUCACUAUAAUAGAGAUAGUGAUGAUGAACUCUGUGAGAAGCAUUAUCAUAGAAAGCAAAACAAGCUUAGAGUUCUAAGACAAAAGGCAUUAAAUAAAAAUCCCGAUGAAUUUUAUUUUCAUAUGAUCAAUUCUGAAAUACAGGAUGGAAUACAUAGAGAAAAGGACAAACCUGAAGAAUAUACUGAUGAUCAGUUAAAACUAAUGCAAACCCAAGAUAUUAAUUAUAUUAAUUACAAACAAAGUACAGAAAUAAAGAAAAUAGAUAAAUUACAAUCUGGUCUUCAUCUAUUAGAUAUAGAGGAUAAGCCUGCAAAUAAGCAUGUAUUUUUUGUUGAUAUGAAAAAAGAAGUGAAAAACUUUGACAUAGCAAAUAGAUUGGACACUCAUCCAAGUCUUUUAAAUAGGACCUAUAAUCGUCCAAGAUUAAAAACUCUACAAGAAAUGAAAUUAUCUGAUGUUGAUGAUGAAAGUUUAGAGACUAUAUUGAAGCAAAGAAGAAAGCAAUAUGAUGAAUUAGAAAAGAGAAUUCAUCGAGAGAAUGAACUUUCAAUUCUAAGUCAAAAAAUGGCAAUGAAGAAAUUAUUAUUGAAUAAAAAAGAUCCUCCAUUUAAGAAAGUCAAAGAAGGUUCUAAAGAAGCUCCUCCAAUUUAUCAAUGGAGCAAAGAGAGAAAGAAAUGAUUUAUAAAUAUCACUUAAAUAAAAUUUCUGUUUAAUAAUUGUUGCAAAAUAAAAUAUUUUUGAAAGUGGAUUAUCUGUAUUUAUAUUAAAAUUGUCUU
This is a messenger RNA of Centruroides sculpturatus (bark scorpion), 926 nucleotides long. RefSeq names its product probable U3 small nucleolar RNA-associated protein 11. The transcript is spliced from 7 exons. NCBI's taxonomy places the organism in Eukaryota, Metazoa, Arthropoda, Arachnida, Scorpiones, Buthidae. Gene Ontology annotation, cellular component: small-subunit processome; nucleolus. Gene Ontology annotation, biological process: rRNA processing. Bases 1 to 828 code for a protein of 275 amino acids. The record is from RefSeq and is a predicted model, not a curated record.